AUGGAAUGUAUGGAAGAAACGAUCAAAUUCAACGCCCUUCAUAUCGAUGAAAACAGCAUCGUCGCCGGUUCCUUCUUCGACAGGUUAGUCAAAGAAGAAGAAGACGAACAAGAACAGAGCGAAACAGGGGGGAACUAUGUGAUCCUCAACGAAGCUGAGAUAAGGCAACGCCAGGAAGAUGAUAUUUUAAGGGUUUCCACUGCACUUUCUGAGUCAAGAGCCGCCGCGAUCGUCUUGCUCCGACACUUUAACUGGAAUCUCAGUAAGCUGUUCGACAAUUGGUUUGACGACGAAGACCAAGUCCGAAACUUAGUUGGCCUCUACCGGACCCCGAUCGUACUUCGGUUCUUGUCCGAUCAUCCGAUUACUUGCGGAAUAUGCCUUGAAAUAUGCGACAAUAUUAGUAAUACUACAGCUUGGGCAUCUUGUGGUCACCCAUUUUGCAGGGACUGUUAUGGAGGUUACAUUUCGAAAUCGAUAAACGAUGAAGGACCGGGAUGUUUGUUUCUGAGGUGUCCUGACCCAUCCUGCGGCGCCGCCGUCGGUGAGGACAUGAUCGGAAUGUUGAUCAUCGACAACACCAUCAAAUUGAAAUACUCGCGGUACCUUUUGCGGUCUUAUGUGGAAGAUAGUUACAGGAAGAGGAAGAUCAAAUGGUGUCCUGCUCCAGGCUGCGAUUACGCCGUUGAUUUUUUCGACUUCAUCGGGAAUAAUUGUCGGACAGGUUUCGAUGUUUAUUGCCGAUGCUCCUUCAGUUUCUGCUGGAACUGUAACGAGGAAGCUCACAGGCCUGUGGAUUGUGAUACGGUGGCGAAAUGGAACAUGAAGAACAAGGACGAGUCUGAGAAUGCGAAUUGGAUUCUGGUCAAUACCAAGUCUUGUCCCCAAUGCAAGCGGCUGAUCGAGAAAGACCAUGGAUGUAAUCACAUGAGGUGUGCUGCUCCAUGCAGAUAUGAAUUUUGCUGGCAUUGUCUUGGUGAAUGGACCACAAAAUCAUUCCAUUCUUGCAACAAAUACUUACCAGAGGCUCCUGCUCCUGAAGCUGAUGAGAAUGACAUCAAAAGAAGAGAGAUGGUGAAGGCGUCUUUGCUCAAAUACACUCAUUACUAUAACCGUUGGGUAGCCAAUUUAAGAUCGAGGCAGAAAGCUGUGGAGGCCAUACGCCUAGUACAAGCUGAAUAUUUGGAUAGGCUUAGUCUCUUGUAUGGCCAAGAGAAGCCACUUCUGAGAUUCAUAACAGAGGCAUGGCAACAGAUUAUAAGAUGCAGACGAGUGCUUCAAUGGAGUUAUGCAUAUGGGUAUUACUUCCCUCAGCAUCAAUGGGCUAAAAAACAGUUUUUUGAGUACUUGCAGGGUGAGGCAGAGUUCAGCUUGGAAAGGCUUCAUUACUGUGCUGAGAAGGAGCUAGAGAAGUAUCUUGAUGGUGAAGGUUCUUCGGUUCAGGAAUUCAUGGACUAUCGUUUGAAGCUAGCUGAAUUGACCUCUGUAAUUGGGAACUACUUUAAGAACUUGGUUAGAGCUUUGGAAGAUGGUCUAACUGAGGUGGAGUCUAAUGGGACUUACUGGUCCUGUGAGCUAUGCAGCUUUAUGAAUUCCUUGGCCACCACUAGAUGCCAGAUGUGUCACAAUUUUCCAAUGACCAUCGACUUAUCAUAAUCUGUUUUUUUGGCAGGAGGAGCCAUGCAGUGCAUAGUGGGGGUCUAACUUUUAAAUAAUUGAGAGGCUACAUUAAUAUUUAUUGCUUGUGUUGCUUCUUUUAUAAUAGUUAUCUCUUUUUAACUUGUUUUAAGCCGAGGAAUUGUUAUGUCUACAUUCUCUUUCUUGUUUGUGUAUCUUUGUAUGUACGUUACUAGAAACAUUAUUACAUAUAUAUAUAUAUAUAUAUAUAUAUAUAUAUGCUGCUGAUGAUGAUUAUAUAUC
Messenger RNA from Cannabis sativa, 1920 nucleotides. RefSeq names its product probable E3 ubiquitin-protein ligase ARI8. Gene Ontology annotation, biological process: protein polyubiquitination; ubiquitin-dependent protein catabolic process; positive regulation of proteasomal ubiquitin-dependent protein catabolic process. Bases 1 to 1656 code for a protein of 551 amino acids. Gene Ontology annotation, molecular function: ubiquitin conjugating enzyme binding; zinc ion binding; ubiquitin protein ligase activity. The record is from RefSeq and is a predicted model, not a curated record. The transcript has a single exon. Lineage: Eukaryota; Viridiplantae; Streptophyta; Magnoliopsida; Rosales; Cannabaceae. Gene Ontology annotation, cellular component: ubiquitin ligase complex; cytoplasm.